CGUCAGCCCGCCGGGGAUCGCCGAGAACGCCAAUCUCGACUCGGAAGCUCAGCGCUCCUUGCUUCCAACUAUCAUCCUGCGCGACGUAUCAGGCGCUCAUUCGUGGUCUCGACGCUGCUUAGACUCUUAAGGACACGCGAUUUGCGGUUGUUGAAAAGCUGCAUCGUAGUAUCUAGCCGGCGGCAACAAGAGCGUGUCGCGUAUGCUUAUACCCUCAAUCUCUUCCGACGACAGCUCGGGAAGUAUAUCCCUGCCUCAGCUGACCGCCCGGCGUCUCUUAGUCGCGUUGGGAGAGCAUCGUCAAUUCGGACCCCAGAUCGACAAAGGUUAUAACCACAUGUCGUAUAUCGCCGGGCAUGGCGAAGGCAGCGUCGAUGCCUCUCUUCCUCAACACUCAUGAUGCGGCUCAUCAUCCUCGGCGGUCAAGGCGCAGCAUCAGCCAACUCUCCUUCGCUUCAUCAGAGGGCACAAGGUGUGGCGCGCACGUCUGCGGGCCGGCUCCUCCUCGCAGCUUGUCACGAUGCAUUCAGCGAGGAACUCCUGUCGACGUCCACUUGGGAUACACCCGACAUUCAUACGAACGCCUUUUCGACAGCAGAUGCGCUGCUUGCUAUACCAGCUGGGAACGACGUCCACAACGCCAUCCUGAGCAUGACACGAACAUGCCUCAUCCAGUCGUUACUUCUGCUCGAAUGGCUAGAGUCGUCAAAACACCGGACGACCGAUAGCCCCGCCGUCAUACUCCCAUUCUCAUCUGGCAUCCUUGCCGCGUAUGCGCUCAGCGCCGCCCGCAAUAUACCCUCGUUUAUCACCUACGUUGUCGACGCUUUCAAGAUCGCUUUCUGGAUCGGUUAUCGUGUACAUCGCUAUCGUCAGGAAUUCCUAACCUCGCACGACGUCGCGCCGUCUCUACCGUGGAGUCUCGUCGUGGCCGGGCUUACCCUCGCGAAAGCUCGCCGACUGCUCGAGAUCUGCGCCACUGACCUUCCUUCGCUCUCCAUCACCGCUAUCACAGACACAACGUGUAUUACUAUUUCUGGCCAUCCGGAUGAUCUCCUCUUCUUCAAGCAACACCAUAUACCCUCCCACUGCACUACUCACGACCCCGGUCUGUCAACAUUAUACCAUUUUCCACUCUACGCGACCGCCCUCCACGACGAAGUUUUGCAAGACCUGCGACUUCGCGAGGUCGAUUUCCCUGCUUUCGCUGCUCUUCGUAUUCCUAUACGCUCCGCCGCGACCUCGGACGUCCUCGACGACCCUCGGCAGGACGCCAUGGAUGCUAUCCUUCGCUCCAUCACCGUACUUCCUGUCAACUGGCUGGAGACGGUAGAUCGGCAACUGCUGUCUAUUCCGCCCGAAUCCGAGGUCGAAAUUAUCAACGUUGGCCCCGGUGGUGGUCUGGCGCGCGCUAUCAAGCGUCGUCUGGGCAAAAGAGCGCGACUUGUGGAUAUCUGCGAGAGCGCUGGUCAAGCACCGGACCCUAUACAAGAACCCAUCGCCAUCGUCGGUAUGGCCGUUCACGUACCUGGUGCUCGUGCGCCAGACGAGCUUUGGACAAGCUUGGAGAACGGUAUGAAUAUGGUCUCUUCGAUCCCUGAAGCUCGGUUCAUGGUCUCCAAUUACACCGGUGCCGCGAACUCGUCGACCCGCAAGAUGCGAGCCAGCAUGGGUAACUUCAUCGACGGCGCGGAUGAGUUCGAUGCAGCCUUCUUCGGCAUCUCACCUAGGGAGGCACGCAGCAUGGACCCCCAGCAGCGGAUACUGCUUCAGACGGCGUACGAAGCUCUCGAGAGCGCGGGAUAUAUCCCGGACGCUACGCCGACCUCUUUGCGAGAGACCUUUGGCUGCUACAUCGGCGCUGCAACGAAUGACUACGUCCAGAAUCUGCGGCAUGAAAUCGACGUUUGCUAUAGCUCUGGGACGCUACAGUCCUUCCUGAGUGGUCGUAUUUCUUACGCUCUCAAGCUCGGAGGGCCCUCUGUCGUAUACGAUACUGCAUGCUCGUCGUCCUUGGUAGCCAUUCACGCGGCAUGCCGGGCCAUUGCAAAUGGUGACUGCACCGCCGCCCUCGCUGGCGGCGUGAACAUCAUUACCAGUCCCGAUAUGUUCAUUGGGCUCGACCGCGCUCAUAUGCUGAGUCAUACGGGCCAGUGUAAGUCCUUCGACGUAUCAGCAGACGGCUAUUGUCGCGGGGAAGGCAGCGCAAUGUUCGUUCUCAAAAAGCUUUCGGACGCUCUCGCAGAGCAGGACGCGAUCUUAGGCAUCAUCCGCGGCGUGGAGAUCAACCAUAGUGGUCGUGCGCCGUCGAUCACGCAUCCGCACGCGGACGCGCAGGCCGCGCUCUUCCGACGCCUGAUGUCGACGGCGGGAAUGUCGUCCUCGCGCGUCGGAGUUGUCGAGGCGCAUGGCACGGGCACACAGGCAGGCGACCCGACAGAGAUGAAGAGCAUUCGUGAGGUUUUCGCUACUGGGCAACAGCUGCGCGUCACGUCUGUCAAGGCGAACAUCGGGCAUCUGGAGGCGGCGUCGGGCGCCGCGGGUGUGGCGAAGGUGCUCAUGAUGUUCAAGCACAAGAAGGUGCCGCCGCAGAUCUCGUUGAAGAUCCUCAACCCGCGCAUCGAGCCGAUGGAGGGAAGCGGGAUGGAGAUCAGUACGCGCACGACGGAUUGGGAUGUCGAUGAAGGAGCGACUCGUGUAGCGGUCGUCAACAACUUCGGCAUCGCGGGCUCGAACGCGACGCUCCUACUCGAAGAGUACGUCUCGCCCGAUGAUGGCGCUGCGGACGUCGAUGGCAGGAAGGCGCAUAUAUUCGGCGUCUCUGCUAAGACAGAAGGACAGCUCGAGGAACGUCGGGACGCUCUGCUGCGCUGGCUUCGUGACCCCGCCAGCCGAUCGAUCUCGCUCAGCGACAUCGCGUACACCUUGACCGCUAGGAGUCAGAUCCAUCACCAUCGGCUCGCUGUUUACGCGAGCUCUCGCGAGGAGCUAUGCGCACGACUUUCGGGCGCGUCGGUCAGGCCCGUCGUCGAUGCGAAGGAGCCGACCAUCUUCGUGUUUUCUGGCCAGGGUGGUCAGUACCUCGGCAUGGGCAAGCAGCUAUACGGCACGUCGACUGUCUUCAGGCGCGUUGUCGACGAUUGCGAGCGCAUACUCUUAGGCUCGGGCCUCACCGGCGCGAAGGAUGUCGUCGUUGGAUCGCUUCACGAUACGACCCCUCGUGCGGAAACUGAGGCAUAUCAAGCCGCCACCUUCGUCCUGGAAUGCGGGCUUCUGGAGAUGUACAAGUCGUGGGGCAUUGUUCCUGAUGCGGUGGUCGGGCAUAGCCUGGGUGAAUACGUUGCUCUUGUAGCAGCAGGAGUCCUCAAACGGGAGGACGCGCUGUACAUUGUGGGCAAGCGUGCUCGACUGAUGGCAACUGCUUGCGAUGUCGCAACCACUGGUAUGGUCGCCGUCAAGUACCCGCCUAUCGACGUUCAGAGUCUUAUCGAGUUGGAUUUCGCGGACAGUUUGAGCAUCGCCUGCUACAACGGGCCCUCGGAGUGCGUAGUCGCUGGGCCUGUCCGGCUGCUUGGCGACUUCCUAGCGACAUUGAAAGCUCGCGGAAUACCGUGCGUGCGGCUGGAAGUGCCGUUUGGGUUCCAUUCGCAGGCUAUGACACCCAUCGUCGACGAUCUCGACAAGGUCUGCGAAGGCAUUGCCCUCAAACCGCCCUCUAUUUCCAUAGCCUCUAACGUCCUGGGAACGAUCGUACCGACUGGCGAUACGACCACCUUCACUUCGACUUACUUCUCGCGCCACUGUCGAGAGCCAGUCCAAUUUCACGACAACAUACACGGAUUGUUGCACAGCGCUGCAUACUUGAACGCAAUUUGGAUCGAGCUCGGACCUCACUCCACGUCGCUGCCGAUGGUCAGGUCAUGCGCUGGCACCAGUGGUGCCACGCCGCUUUGUCUCGCAUCGCUCAGGCGGAAGGAGGAUCCGUGGUCAACCAUGUCCGCGGCUCUAUCCCAGCUAUAUACGACCAACACGCCUGUGCGGUGGCGCGCGGUCUUCGCCGACAUGCCACACGUGCGAAACGUACCCUUCCUACCCCCAUAUCCUUUCGCCAAGGAUCGGUAUUGGGUGCCUUUCCGCGAGGACGCGAUAUCGGUGCCGUCCAGCCUUUCUUCGAUCUCCCACCCGACGCUUCGGGACAUGUGCCGAGCUGCAGGUCCCGCAGGCCCAACAACAUUCUCUGUGCCCAUACGCGACUUGAAGACCUUGAUCGAAGGACACACGGUUGGAAGCUGGCCAUUGUAUCCUGCUUCACUCUACUUCGAACAGAUCUACGCCGCUGUGACCCUGACCUUGUCAGAGGGCACCUCUGCGUCUGUCUUCGUCGUCCGGGACGUCAAGUUCCAGCGCGCUCUGGUACUGCAACCCGAAGAACAACGGAAAGUGGUCGUCGACGUCACUUCGGAACAACAACUAGGCACCGUGCGCGUUUCCUCGUCCUCGCCGUUUGCCAUCGAGACUCUGCACGCGAGCGCUGAGUAUCGCAUCGAGGAUCCUGCUCGCGUCUUGGCUGCCUUCGAACGUCAUUCACCUAUCCUACGGUUCUCGCUCAAGGCUAUCACAGGCGACCCAGGCGGCCGUAACUUCGACAAGGAGUCCGUUUACAAGCUCUUUGCGCGUGUAGUCAACUACUCGGCUCAAUAUCAGGCUGUGGAGACCCUUCGGAUUGCGGCAGACGGUCUCACUGCCGUGGCAAUCGUGAAGAUCGACGACGACGACUCGAUGCCAUCAGCUCCAGCUCAUCCAAUCUUUCUGGACGCCAUGCUCCAUGUCCCAGGGUUUCUCUGCAACGUCAACUGCGACAAGGACGACGUCUACAUCUGCACCAACAUCGGCAAAGUCGUUAUCGCACCUGCGCUCGACGUGCUUGGCAAGGACUUCCAAGUGUACGCUAUCAUCGAUGUUCGCGAUGAUGGCACUGCCUGCGCCACCUCGUACGCCUUGCUGGACGGUAGCACGACACUCGUAGCCAAAGUAUCCGACAUCGUCUUCCGCAAGGUAAAGCUACAGGCUCUGCACAAGACGCUCGCUAUGCCACUGGAAGCUCGACCUCUGACGAACGUGCCCGCAGUCGCCACCUCUGACUGCGCCGCUGUAGCUGCGAUCAUUGGCGAAGUCCUAGGGAUUCCUGCUGAGCGACUUAUCCAUCAUACCGACCUGCAUGACUAUGGGCUAGACUCGCUCACGUCGAUCGAAGCACGACACCUCUUCAAGCUCAGAUGCAACGUUCAGCUCCCAGUCGACUUCUUCGUCGCCCACCGGACAAUACGGCAGAUCGCUGCGUAUCUGGACACCUGUGUCCCGCAGCGCAAUCUGGGUCCGAACGCAGAGACUCUGCAGCCGAGACUGAUACAGCAACCUUUUACCGGCGAACUAGAUCCCUUGAUCCUCAUUCACGAUGGGAGCGGUCUCAUCGACUACUAUGAGCGCCUGCCUCCGAUGGAUCGUCAGAUCUGGGGCAUACCGAGUCCAACAGGCAAUGGGACGCAAUCGCUGACGGACAUGGCUGCAUCGUACGCCCAGUUCAUCGGCAUGACAUUCACUGUUCCCGUAAUUCUUGGGGGUUGGUCGUUUGGCGGUGUCGUCGCUUAUGAGGCCGCUUGCCUACUUGCUGCUCAGGGCGUUGCCGUGCGCGGCGUCAUCUUGAUCGACUCGCCUAGUCCAUCAGGGCAUGUUCCUCUUUCCCCGGAAGUCAUCGAAGUGGCGAUAGGAUUGAAUGGAGGUGUGGGUGCAAAGACAUUGCGGCCACUCCUUGAGGCCCAGUUCGCCAGAAACGCACGACUGCUGGCAGAAUACGAGCCUGCGCGGAACCGGGUGGAGCCUCGACUGGCCUUCUUGCGCUGUCGUGAUGGGUUCAGCUCGCCUUCGCUGACGAAGGGCGUACCCCUAUGGCUCGCGGACCGCUCAGACGACAACCAGGAGAUCGUAGGUGCAUGGGAAUCGCAUGUGGGCUCGCCCAUGAAGGUUUGGGACAUCCCAGGCCACCACUUCGAGCCAUUCCUUCCCAAGAACAUCGCCGCCGCAUCUGUCGCACUCAGGGAGGCCUGCUGUUAUCUUGCCCAAGCUGAUACAUGGCCUCAUAUCCCAAAAGUUUAGUUAGCAUUUACAGUAUCCGUUCAUAAAUAAGUUAUCACUGCCAGU
Molecule: messenger RNA, 6198 nt
Organism: Schizophyllum commune H4-8
Lineage: Eukaryota; Fungi; Basidiomycota; Agaricomycetes; Agaricales; Schizophyllaceae
Product: ketoacyl-synt-domain-containing protein
Exons: 8
Coding region: 400-6153 (1917 amino acids)
Biological process (GO): fatty acid biosynthetic process
Molecular function (GO): fatty acid synthase activity; phosphopantetheine binding
Source: RefSeq, a predicted model, not a curated record